Nanorana parkeri is the source of this 602-nucleotide messenger RNA. It is a transcript of the gene SNX12, whose product is annotated as sorting nexin 12. Gene Ontology annotation, molecular function: phosphatidylinositol-3-phosphate binding. The record is from RefSeq and is a predicted model, not a curated record. The transcript is spliced from 4 exons. Bases 53 to 595 code for a protein of 180 amino acids. Gene Ontology annotation, biological process: endocytic recycling; late endosome to Golgi transport. Lineage: Eukaryota; Metazoa; Chordata; Amphibia; Anura; Dicroglossidae. Gene Ontology annotation, cellular component: early endosome membrane; retromer complex.
CGCAGUGGCCCCCCUCCUCUCUCCGGAUAAUGCGGAUCGGUCGGUUGUGCGCAUGCGCGGUGAUCUCUCCGGGCCGGGUGUGUCGGUCGGUCGGUCUCGGUGCAGCAUGACGGACGCCACGGUGGCGGACACCCGCCGGCUGAACUCCAAACCUCAGGACCUGACCGACGCCUACGGGCCGCCCAGCAAUUUCCUGGAGAUCGACAUCUUCAACCCGCAGACGGUGGGAGUGGGACGGAACCGGUACACCGUGUACGAGGUCCGCAUGAGGACGAACCUUCCGAUCUUCAAGACGAAGGAUUCCUGUGUCCGGAGGAGGUACAGCGACUUCGAGUGGUUGAAGAAUGAACUAGAGAGGGACAGUAAGAUUGUGGUUCCGCCGUUACCCGGGAAGGCGCUGAAGAGGCAGCUCCCGUUCCGAGGCGAUGAAGGAAUUUUCGAGGAUUCGUUCAUCGAGGAGCGACGGCAAGGCUUGGAGCAGUUUAUAAACAAGAUUGCAGGACACCCGCUGGCCCAGAACGAGCGUUGCCUCCACAUGUUCUUACAGGACGAAACGAUCGAUAGGAAUUACGUGCCGGGCAAAGUGCGCCAGUGAGAGGACC